This is a messenger RNA of Miniopterus natalensis, 1730 nucleotides long. RefSeq names its product ChaC glutathione specific gamma-glutamylcyclotransferase 2 (gene CHAC2). Gene Ontology annotation, cellular component: cytoplasm. NCBI's taxonomy places the organism in Eukaryota, Metazoa, Chordata, Mammalia, Chiroptera, Miniopteridae. The record is from RefSeq and is a predicted model, not a curated record. Gene Ontology annotation, biological process: glutathione catabolic process. Gene Ontology annotation, molecular function: glutathione specific gamma-glutamylcyclotransferase activity.
AGGUGCUGGCGAAAGAUGUGGGUUUUUGGUUACGGGUCGUUGAUCUGGAAGGUGGACUUCCCGUAUCAAGAUAAGCUGGUCGGAUGCAUCACAGGCUACAGCAGGCGCUUCUGGCAAGGCAGCACAGACCACCGCGGAGUCCCCGGCAAGCCUGGAAGAGUUGUGACUCUUGUUGAAGAUCCUGGGGGUUGUGUAUGGGGUGUUGCUUACAGACUGCCAGCAGGAAAGGAAGAAGAAGUAAAAGCAUAUCUUGACUUCAGAGAGAAGGGAGGCUACAGGACCACAACAGUCAUUUUUUAUCCAAAAGAUCCCGUUACAAAACCAUUCAAUGUGUUGCUAUAUAUUGGAACAUGUGAUAAUCCUAAUUAUCUUGGUCCUGCACCUCUGGAAGACAUUGCUGAACAGAUUUUUAACGCAGCUGGUCCAAGUGGAAGAAAUACAGAAUAUCUUUUUGAACUUGCAAAUUCCAUUAGGAAUCUUGUGCCAGAAGAUGCAGACGAGCAUCUUUUCUCUUUGGAAAAAUUAGUAAAGGAACGUUUAGAAGGAAAACAGAAUCUCGAUUGCUUAUAAAGACCUAAUCAUUGACUUUUCCAGAAAAGCAGAACUUUCAGUCAUCAAAGAAUAGUUGUACUGCACAAUGACAGUAUGAUUUGGAAAUGUAUUUACUUGAAGAUCUUAUUUAUUUUUAAUGCUGUAGUCAAGAUAUCAUCAAAAUUUAUAGUUUAAUUGCAAGUGUCCUGAAACACAUACAUACUCAAAGUAUAAAGGUAUAGUUAAAGAAAAAAAUUCAGGUUAUAAUAAUAUAAUGAUUUCCUAACUAUAUAAUAUUGAACACUUGAUCAUGAGAAGUGAGUUCUUUAGAAAAAUACAAUGAAAGACUCAGUUCACAGCUUGUUUUUUAACCAGAGUAAAAAUAAUUUCAUGUUUCAUAUCAAUACUAUUUUGAAUUUGCACAGGAUUAAAUCAAAAGUUCAGUAAAUAUAAUAAGGUAUACCUUCAAUAUAUUCCUAUGCAAUAAUUCUGUAACCAUGGGUUAAAAUAUAUAAGCUUAAAAGAAUGUAUAAUUAGAAAUAUAUAGUAAUAUAGAUAAGAUUUCAGCCUUAAUUAUGAAUUUCCUUGUUCAGGUAUUAAAUAGUAUCCUUUCCAAUUUAAGCCAAAAAAAAUAGCAUUUUUAAUAUAAAAAUUCCCUUGAAAUUAUAAUGUACUAUAUCUCUCCUUUUUUGAAUAAAUGCACAAACUCAUUCAGCUAAAAAAGCACAAAUUACGUAAUAUAAAUUCACUAACAAUGUAGUCUGUCAGUAACUUGUGUUAAUCUUAUGGUGAAAUUUUUUUAAAAGAUUUUUCUAAUACAAAUUAACAAACAUAUAUAAAGUGAAAAUUUGGUGUUUUAAAUAGCUUUCAGAAUUGUAAACUUUUUAAGUAAGAAAUGGCAUUACCUAAUCAUUUACUAUACAGAUUUUUCCCCCUUCUGUCCUGUCACUUGAACAAAGGUAUCCGUUGAAUAGUGUUGAUGGUGCCACUCAAGUAGGAAGUAUCCACAUACAUUAUUAAUUCAUGUAGAAUUAGCCUUGAUUCAGACUAAUACAGAUUAUUUCUAAUUAUAAGUGAUUUCCUUCUCAAUAGGAUAUAGUCUCUCUAAAAAUCUUUCAGUAUGAAAAGAAUUUCAGUAUCACAUUAAAUCUAAUAUGAAACAAUAAAAAUUCUUCAAACCCAGGCAUGACUAAUAAUAC